Messenger RNA from Ostertagia ostertagi, 501 nucleotides. Lineage: Eukaryota; Metazoa; Nematoda; Chromadorea; Rhabditida; Trichostrongylidae. The record is from the annotation of a GenBank genome assembly.
AUGUUCAAGAGACAUUGUGUCGCAGCAGAGUACUUGCAAGACACCGACUGGAUGCUUAUAAAGGAUGCCGACAUAGGAGUAGUGAAUCCCAACCACUGCAUUGAGGAAUGGAUAGACGACCGAGUUGACGUUGUAUUUUAUGAACGCUUCUUCAAUUGGGAAAUUGCUGCCUCUAGUUUCUUGAUCCGCAAUAGUGAAUUUGGAAGAAGUUUUCUGAAGGGCUGGGCAGAUCGCGAAUUUACGCUCCACAACAAAUGGCAUGGCUCUGACAACGGAGUUCUCCAUCUCCAUGUCAUAGACACUGUGCUUCCGGAUGCAGUGCAGGAGAGGGCCAACUGUUACAAAGAAUGGCGCAGUGCAACAAGUUAUGAAACCUACAUAGCUCUCGUGUCAUGUGCAAAGCAGGUAAUUGGAGCAACAAGAUUAUGGCCAGGAAAGCUUCGAAUAUACAGAAGAGCUCAUGGAUGGGCUCGAGACUAUUUUCUAGCCGACAGCAAGUAA